AUGUCUCACAUAGUUGAGAAAGGCAGUUACACUGAAAAAGACGCAAGUGCACUUAUCUGUCAAAUCUUGGAUCCAGUUGAUUAUAUGCAUUGUCAAAACGUUGAUUAUACGCAUUGUCACGGUGUUGUUCGCCGAGACUUGAAACUUGGUAAUUUAAUUUGCUGCAAUCAAGAUUCUGAUUCAAAGAUAAUGAUCAGUUAUUUUAGACUUUCCAAGGUGAAAGAUUCAGGUGUAAUGGCCAAAGCAUGUUGUACCUCCGGUUACUUUGCACCCGAAGUAUUAUCUCGAAAACCGUAUGGAAAAGCAGUCGAUGUUUGGUCAAUUGGGGUCAUUGCAUACAUACUUCUGUGUGGUUAUCCGCCUUUUUAUGAUGAAAAUGAUGCCAAUCUUUUUGCUCAGAUUGUUAAAGGUGACUCUGAAUUUGAUUCACCUUAUUGGGAUGACAUUUUCACUUAUGCUAAAGGCUUUGUUUCUCACCUAAUUUGCGUUAAUCCCAACAAAAGGUACACAUGUGCAUAAGCUCUUGCUCAUCCAUUGUAA
Messenger RNA from Tetranychus urticae (two-spotted spider mite), 540 nucleotides. NCBI's taxonomy places the organism in Eukaryota, Metazoa, Arthropoda, Arachnida, Trombidiformes, Tetranychidae. The record is from RefSeq and is a predicted model, not a curated record.